Messenger RNA from Octopus sinensis (East Asian common octopus), 1505 nucleotides. RefSeq lists its product as uncharacterized. Lineage: Eukaryota; Metazoa; Mollusca; Cephalopoda; Octopoda; Octopodidae. Bases 159 to 1490 code for a protein of 443 amino acids. The transcript is spliced from 9 exons. The record is from RefSeq and is a predicted model, not a curated record.
AUAAAACAGCUGAACAGAUGAAUGGAAAGAAAUUAAAGAUAAUUCAUCUCUAAGAAUAUUUGAUAUAGAAGUUCUAACUGCUUUGCGAAAGACCUUUAAAAAGGAAAAAAGAAAAAUCACCAUUUCUCAAGACUAACCAAUUCCUUCCAACUUCUGCCAUGCUGCUUCUUUCAUAUUGGAGUAUUUUAGUCAUAAUCUUCCCUUAUUUACUACUUACCCAGGCCACAAUGUGGAACAUAACACUUUGUUCUUAUAAGAAAUUCAAUUCGGUUCGCAUUUCUUUGGACAAGGUUAAAUAUGUAAACCUAACAAGUGAAAAGGAUCAAAAGUGUUUCAACACUGAAUUUGAAUUAGACGAUGCAACAAAGCCAAGUUUUGUAGAAUUUGAUAACAUUAAUGUUGAUGAGGCAUCCAUUGAAAAUCGGGAUCUUCAAGAAACAUAUUUUGGCAAAUGUGGGAAGACUUUUUGUAAUGAGACAAUUAUCACACUAAUUAAAAUGGUACAAUGGACUAUGGAAGUUAUACGUAGUGAACCAAAUGAUGGUCAUCACUAUUCUUUUGAAUCUUGGUAUUAUGGGCACACUAAUAUUACGUUUAGAAGAAAUUCUAGAACUUCAAAUACAUCUUUCCUUAUUCCAAUGGACUGGAAUGAAAUAACGAGAAUAACUUUUUAUGGUAAAGGAAAUUUUUGGCUGGAUGCAGCGGUAAAACUGCAGAAUAUGGCAAAUUACAAAAUAUAUUCCUGUAUUUUCAUUCCUUAUCUGUUUAAUGUACUUGAUUACCAUAGAUGUUUCUUGACAAAUGAUUCCACAUGGAGAAUAGAACUAACUUCUCGAUCCAAACGGAUAGAACGUGCAAAACAAAUGAAGAUAUUUGUUGGGAUGGGUGACAGUAAAUCAAACUCUUCACAGACAAGGAACCAAACUCGUCUAGCAUUCCAAAAGUUAGCUCACCUCCCCACAAUAUCUGCUGUUACCAAUAUUCCGAAUGUAAGCAUCAGCGAGGUGGAAAUAGACUUCAGAAGCAAUAAAAAACCUUUCAAUAUAUCCAAGAUUGUCAUGACAAAGGUGCUUACUGGAGAAGAAUAUGGUUGUGUUAACAUAAAUAGGAAAAAUGCAAGGAAAUAUUCUUGUGAAGUUCUAAAAAGCAAGAACUGGCUGUUGAAAGUUAUUUCUCCUGAAGAACAUGAACGAACUUUCUCCGUAGAAAUAAUCCAAGGCACGUUAUCUUCUUUCACCAGACAUUUGAAAUGGAGGAAUUUCUGCACAUAUGGAGAUAGCUAUAUUAAGUAUUUUAAUCUGAAGACGUAUGAAAACUUGGAAAUCACAAGCAUAAAUCUCCAUUUUAAGAAUGAAUCUCUGAAAAUCAAUGAAAUAAGUAUGAUCAGCAAUUACACAGAGUUUAAAUUCAAUAGAAACGAAGACAGCAGCACUCACAAUUCCUCGGUGGCAGGAUUCUCUCGAAUAACAAAAGGUAUUUGGUGUUUCUGAACUUGUCUCGUUCAA